AUGCCAGCCCCAACCCUCAAACAGCUGGCGACAGCGACAGCGAUCAAGCAUGUUAAGAUGCUGGACGAUAUCGGCAGCCUACCCUAUGCCCUUGCUCGUCCCAUGCUGCUUAAAGUCGACAACCCCGAGAAGCUGCACUCAAUGGAACUCCUCUCCCCACACCUCGCCGAAGAAGACCAAGAAAUAUGGCUCGAGUUCAUAAAACGCGACAUCCCCCAAUGGGAUACCUACGAUAUCCCACGACACACCAACCAGUGGUACGACAUCUACUGCGACCUCCGCGAAGAAGUCCAACGCUCCCUCGACGCCGAUGCCGAGAAACUCAAGAUGGCCAUCGACGGCAUCCAAUCCCAAAAGGCCCGUCUCACGCCCAAAAUCAUCGCCGGACCCCGAGGCAAACACAGACCAAGCAUGAGACAAAUCUACGCCUCCAAAGAUCGCAAAAUGGGAGGUAUCCCCCCACCCUUCAAUAAAUCCAGCAACACCUCCUCAGCCUCAGCCUCGGUCUCAGACUCGUCCUCGAGCUUCACCUUCGGCGGCUCCUCCCGUGUCUCCGGCUUCGGCUCCGCGGGUUCCAAACCACCCAAAAAAUCCAUUUUCGCGCCCCAGCGCAGAAAUAAUGCCCUCGCAAUCCCGACAAAACACCUCAGCACCCGCGCCUCCCGCGUGAAGCAGGCUCCACGAUCCCUGAUCGAAGAGCAUCGACGGCCUAUGGACCCACCCGCGUCAGCAUCAGCAUCAGCCUCAUCCUCAGCAUCGCGACAUGACAGAAAUGCAGGCGUUCUAACCCAAUCAAACGGACGAAUAAGGCAGGGCAGCAAACCCGUUCCAUCCAAUCCCGCCUUCGGUCCCAAAAGUGCCGCGUUAGCGGAACGAGAGGCCCGUUUGCAAGCUAUCGCUUCAGGCAAACCUCUCCCCUCCCAUGGCAAUGCCGAUUCAAAGAAACCCGCUUCAUCGGGAGAUAGUCCUUCAACGCCGGCUAAGCGGCCGAUUCUUAAACGUCGCGCUGUUUCUCCGCCGUCACCCGUGGCUGCGACUUCCCAGGCCUCGCCGCCACCGCCGCCGGCGCCUCGUCCGGCUGUUAUACGGAAACGUCCGGAUAAUGUUUUUAUUCAGCCGAAGCGGAAACGUGUUGGGUGA
Molecule: messenger RNA, 1140 nt
Organism: Penicillium waksmanii
Lineage: Eukaryota; Fungi; Ascomycota; Eurotiomycetes; Eurotiales; Aspergillaceae
Product: elongin A domain-containing protein
Exons: 3
Coding region: 1-1140 (379 amino acids)
Biological process (GO): transcription elongation by RNA polymerase II
Cellular component (GO): elongin complex; nucleus
Source: RefSeq, a predicted model, not a curated record